AUGUCCGACCCCAAAGACAAAGAAGAACCUGAGCCACCACUGACUCAACCAACCCUAACAACGACCACCACAACCACCGCAAAAGAUCUAACAACCGCCCUAAACCUAAUAUCAACCUCCAUAGCCGAACAACGCCAAACAACCAGCCGCGCCCUAAUCCACAGCACCCCCUUCCUCGCCACCGUGCUGGGCCUAAUAAUCCCACACGCCCUCGUCACAGAAUUUUACCGACUAGACCGUGUCUCAGCUGCGUUCACGGGUCUCGCUAUCAUUGCCGCGGCGCUGAAGAGCGUGGAGUUGAUUACGGCGGGGUAUCUUGAUGCGGCGGGUGAUAUGGACACGAUCGUCGGAACGCUCGUAUUGCGCGUCUAUCCCGCACCACCAUCAACGUCAACCAAGAAGAUCCCCCUCAUCCGCGCAUGGACAGUUAAACAAGCAUACCGCGGAAACGGCGUCGGUCGAUCCCUUCUCCGUCUCGCCGUUACACACUGUCGAUCGAACGGGUGGGCUGAUCCGGCAUUCGCGGUCGAUCAUGCGAAUUGUUUGCGGGUUUUGCCGAGUUGGUUUUAUGGGGGUUUGGUUCCUGGGGAGAGUGUUGCUAGGGAGGUUUUGGAGAGGGAGUUGGGUGAGGUGGGGGGUGUUGAUGGAGACGAGCAUUCGGAAUGA
Penicillium cosmopolitanum is the source of this 666-nucleotide messenger RNA. Its product is annotated as GNAT family N-acetyltransferase. Bases 1 to 666 code for a protein of 221 amino acids. NCBI's taxonomy places the organism in Eukaryota, Fungi, Ascomycota, Eurotiomycetes, Eurotiales, Aspergillaceae. The record is from RefSeq and is a predicted model, not a curated record. Gene Ontology annotation, molecular function: acyltransferase activity, transferring groups other than amino-acyl groups. The transcript has 2 exons.